This is a messenger RNA of Scophthalmus maximus (turbot), 1753 nucleotides long. RefSeq lists its product as uncharacterized. The transcript has 2 exons. NCBI's taxonomy places the organism in Eukaryota, Metazoa, Chordata, Actinopteri, Pleuronectiformes, Scophthalmidae. The record is from RefSeq and is a predicted model, not a curated record. Gene Ontology annotation, molecular function: zinc ion binding; nucleic acid binding. Bases 140 to 1519 code for a protein of 459 amino acids.
UGUUCUUUUGUUUGUCAGUUAUCUCUACUGUCCUUUUUCAUCUGUAUUUGUGCAUGAUCGGGUAAGUCUUUAUUAUUUAUAGUGUGUAUUGAGAGAUCGGAGCUUUUUUUGUUUGGUCUUUGUUUGGUGUCCGGGAGGAAUGGCGUCCUCCGAGACGCCACCUCCGUCGAUCCGGCAGGGAGCGAGGAUCGUCCCGCCGGACAGUGACAGCACCGUGGAGGAAGUCCUCCUGGCGGUCGGACAGCAGGUCGGACACGACCAGCUGCUCUUCGCGUCUCGGAUGAACAGGGCCGUGGUGGUGUUCCUCAGGGACGAGCCGCAUGUCCAUCAGCUGGUCGAGAGCGGAGUGUUCAUCCGGGACAUCUUCGUGCAGGUGUCCCCGCUGUCAGCUCCCUCCACGCGGAUCACCGUGUCCGGGGUUCCUCCGUUCAUCCCCAACGAGCUGCUGGAGAACGAGCUGCGGAGGUUCGGUAAGUUGGCCAGCGGCUUCAGGACGCUGAGCCUGGGAUGUAAGGAUCCCAAACUGAGGCACGUCCAGUCCCUGAGGCGACAGGCCUUCAUGUUCCUGGACUCGCCCACGCAAACUCUGGAGGUGUCGUUUAGAGUCAAGCACGGUGACGGGCACUACGUGGUGUAUGCAAGCUCGGGAAGUGUGAAAUGCUUCGAGUGUGGAGACGUGGGACACAAACGCUAUGCGUGCCCUCACAGACAGGCGGCGUCCGGCUCCGCGUCCGCGUCCGGCUCCGCGUCUGGUUCCGCGUCUGGUUCCGCGUCCGGCUCCGCGUCCGGUUCCGCGUCUGGUUCCGCCGAUGCGGCGCGUGGCGCCGCUCACGCCGGGGCAGCGGCCGGUGACGCGGCCGGUGACGCGGCCGGUUCCGAGUCUGCGUCUGGUUCCGCGUCCGCGUCUGGUCCCGCCGAUGCGGCGCGCAGCGCCGCUCACGCCGGGGCAGCGGCGGGUGAUGCGGCGCCAGCGGCCGGUGACGCGGCCGGUCCCGAGUCCGCCUUGCCCAGUGGGCCUGGUGGGCUCGAGGUGGUGGAGGUGGAACAGACUCUGGCCGAGAGGCAGCAGGCGUCUGCGGCUGCAGGAAACCUGAGCAUCUCUCAGUGUGCAGGACCAUCACAAGAACAGGCAGCAGUCAGGACUGAAGCAGACAGAGAGCACGGUGUGACCCCCAGUGAAGAACAGGGGGGACCCACUAGUCAGGCACCAGCUCAGGGAGAUGACAUGGAGUAUGACUCGGGGUCAGACACAACAUCCGUUGGUGAAACUCCCGUCAAGAGUACUGAUCUCUACUCACUAGAGGAAAUUAACAACUUUCUAGAUGAGACUUUCAAGAAAUCAGUGAAAGUGAGCGAUCACUUCAGUGACAUUGAUAAAUUCAUCAGAUCUGUUAGUAUACUAAAAAGGGUGGUCGGGUUUGAUCUGUUGGAUGAAAAGAAACGCUUCCGACUUAAAAAGCACAUCACAGCUUUGAGGAAGGUGUCGAUAGUUCGACCUGUAAGAAAGACCAGGAAAUAGAACGAUCAUGCAUCACAUGGUGUUUUCUUCUAUUUACGUUUCUCUCCUUGUUUCAACUUGUUUCCUUUUUUCUGAACUCUUUAUGCGGAGCCUCAAGAUAGGAUCUUUAAACAUCAAUGGAGGGAGAGACAGACAGAAAAGGGCUCUAAUUUCUGAACUCUCGACACUAAAACAUACAGAUGUGUUGUUCCUACAGGAAACACAUACUACUCCAACAGACGAGACAGACUGGGG